CAGUUGAUUUCUCGAACGUCAAAAAAUAGCCCACAUUCUAGAAACUUCACCCUCGAAUAUAAGACGUGUAGUCAGGCGAUUUUUACGUAAUAGACUCACAGUUUUUGUACGAAUAAGACGUGUUUUGCGCUCACAAACAAUAAACAAUAAAAUGCCACGACGUGGACGUUCCGCGAGCCCCUCACCGAGGUCUUCUGUCCCGGCGAGGACCCAACCUAGCACCCCUGCCCAAACUCCACCACCGGCCCAGACAGCCCCACAACAACCCGGAUUGUUCGGACAAAUGGCCGCGACGGCGGGGGGCGUAGCUGUUGGAUCUGCUGUGGGACACACUAUGGGAGCAGCCCUCACAGGUAUGUUUGGGGGAGGUUCAAGUGAAUCAGCCCCAGCACCGCAACAACAAGCAGCCCCUCAGCAGAAUAGCUCAGCUGAACCUACAGGACCUUGCGCUUGGGAAAUCAAGCAAUUCUUGCAGUGUGCUUCAACACAGAGUGACUUGACCUUGUGCCAAGGAUUUAAUGAAGCAAUUCAGCAAUGCAAAAUUAGGAAUGGUGUCCAAUAAUUAGGCUGUGUUACACUAAAUUCUAGUAUUAAUUAAAUGAAAAGACAGUCAGUAGUGGAAAAUUGAUGGACUGGUUCCAUUUGUAGUGAUUCAAAGUUAAAUAAAGCAUCCUCGUUGAA
Tribolium madens (black flour beetle) is the source of this 681-nucleotide messenger RNA. RefSeq names its product coiled-coil-helix-coiled-coil-helix domain-containing protein 10, mitochondrial-like. The transcript has 4 exons. NCBI's taxonomy places the organism in Eukaryota, Metazoa, Arthropoda, Insecta, Coleoptera, Tenebrionidae. The coding region runs from base 152 to 562 and encodes 136 amino acids. Gene Ontology annotation, cellular component: mitochondrion; nucleus. The record is from RefSeq and is a predicted model, not a curated record. Gene Ontology annotation, biological process: mitochondrion organization.